Messenger RNA from Malus domestica (apple), 663 nucleotides. RefSeq names its product protein BOLA2. The record is from RefSeq and is a predicted model, not a curated record. NCBI's taxonomy places the organism in Eukaryota, Viridiplantae, Streptophyta, Magnoliopsida, Rosales, Rosaceae. Gene Ontology annotation, molecular function: 2 iron, 2 sulfur cluster binding. Gene Ontology annotation, cellular component: nucleus; cytosol. Gene Ontology annotation, biological process: intracellular iron ion homeostasis.
UAUAAAUGUAGGAGAGAGAAAGAGACACUGGGGGUAUGGGCUCGGGAGUGGGCCUUAAAUACAGCCGUCCAAGCAGAAUCUCCGAUUUAAGCCGCUUCAGUCAGAGACAGAGAGUUGUGAGCGAAAGAAAACUUAGGAGAGAGAGAGAGAAAGAGAAAGAGGAAGAGGAAGAGAUGGGAGUGACCAAGGAGCAAGUGAAGUCUUCACUGACGUCAAAACUGAACCCUGCACAUCUCGAAGUAAUUGAUACAUCUGGAGGAUGUGGUGCUAGCUUUGCUAUUGAGAUAGUAUCAGAGCAGUUUGAAGGAAAGAGGUUGCUGGAGAGGCAUCGGCUGGUAAAUUCAUCGUUAGAAGAGGAGAUGAAGGAGAUUCAUGCGCUCUCGAUAAAGAAAGCUCUGACACCAGAGCAGUGGAAACAACAGCAGGAGUCUCAAGUAUCUAAACCCGCCGCGUGAACAAUAUUUCAAAAGGUUUCAAUUUUAUAUUGUAGCUGGUAAGAAUAUAUUUCGAGUGUGCUGGAAAAUUAGAUGAAAUUUUCUUAUUUACCGUCCCAAAUUCUAUGCAGUGUGAGAAUAAGUUGGUAAUUAUUCUACCAGUUUGUAUGCUAUUGUGGAUGCUUUGUCAUGUACUUUAUCUUUUUUGGUUUGCUUUUUUUUCUUGUUA